AUGGAGUUUGUGGGACAACCGAGUUCUUCUGGGGCUCUUAACCUCUUAGGAGUCCCGGGCCUCAGCUCCUUGGAUGUGGACGAUGAUGAAGGCGACGUGGUCAUCGGCAUCAGGCCUAAAUCUUCUCCUCUACCGCGGCGAAAGGGCUCUGCCACUGAUGAGGACUCGGAGUUUGAACCUCCCCUGUGUGGCUCCAGGAGAGUGUCCUUUGCAGACGCCAAAGGCCUCAGUUUGGUGCAAGUGAAGGAGUUUGGCACAUGGGAUGUACCCAAAUUGCCAGGAUGUGAGUCCUCUGAGGGUGAAGGUACAGAUGCAGAGGAAUUUUUCCUCUCAACUUUUACUUUUUCUCUUCCGCGAUCAACUCAGGAGCUGUAUGCCAAAGUUCGGGAGCAGAAAGUAGAGUUGGAAACAGUCGAGUUACUUCCAGGGACCACAAUACUAAAAGGAAUUGUCCGUGUCCUCAAUAUUUCCUUCAAUAAGGCGGUAUACGUCCGAACUACCUUGGACACCUGGUCGAGCCACUUUGACCUCCUGGCCGAGUACAUUCCUGGGUCCAGUGAUGGCCUGAUGGACUGUUUCUCCUUUAAGCUCACCUUAGUUCCUCCAUUUGGAGAGCAGGGAGCCAGAGUUGACUUUUGUCUGCGUUAUGAGACUCCUCUGGGGACAUUCUGGGCCAACAAUGACAACAGGAACUAUGUGCUCUUUUGUCAUCAUAAAAUGAAAAAGGAGAAAGUGAAACCACAGAAGGAGAAUGUGAAAAAGAAAAGCUGCCUUAAGACAGUCAGUCAGAACUUCUCCACUGUGGAAAACAUUUCAGCAAAGGAAGCUUCAUCACAGGAAAAUAUUUCAGCAGAUGUGUCCAACAAUGGAAGAGAGGUGGACUCGAUGAAAGCCGACAAAACCUUUGAUGGUCAAUCAGGGACAUCAGAGGAACAUAGACAGAAAUUACUGAUCGAGAACAGACAGAACAUCAGUCGAAGAAGUCGCAGGAAAGCUGCGCGGAUGGCUCGAGUCAAGGACUUCUUUGCUCAAAGAGAUGGAGGAGCGAGUGACACUGAAAGAGACGAGUCACCUCCAGAAAUAAAACAGGCAGCUCAAAAAGAAACCCCAGAGGAAAAACACACAGAUGUGAAGUCCUUUUCUGAUGGGAACAGCAAUUCUGAAGGUUCUCAGUUUGUUUCUGAAUCUCUGGAAACGUGCAACGAACCCCACCUCAACGUUCUACAUGAUACGUCACCAGCACAUGACAGCAUGUCUAACACUGAGUCAGAGAAAUCUGAGAGCAUCCCUUUGGAUGACUCAGCAGCAUUAAAAGUAGGUGAGAGUGUCACAGAUAUCCCAGUCGACCCAUUGCCUUCAACUGAUGAGCCUGGUCCUGCAGAACAGCAAAAUAUCAAUGACUUUGACAUGAAAGCUGAGGAAAGCAGUCCGAAUGAAAACGUGAGCUAUGAAUCUACUAACGACACGGCAGCAGUGAACAGUGAAAGCCUUGUUAACCAGACGAACAGCUUCACAUUUGGAACUGUGGUGGCUCCGCUGUAUCGCCAGGUGUUUGGCAGAGCGGGAAGUGAAAGUCAGAGCAUAGGUGACUGGGGAAAUCCUACACGGGCUUCUCUGAAUACUGCAAGCCUAAAUGCUGACACUAAAAUAAGACAGAUUAGCUGUAUCGACUUAACAGAUGCUACAAGUAAUGGUUACAAAGUUCAAAUAAAUGUGACUAACAAUCAGGACUCAAACCAUGAAUGCGUAAAUGCCACACUAAUUUGUCCUCCUACUGAAGAGCAAGAGACAAGUUUGACAGUAAAUGACGUCCUGGACUGUGCAGAAACUACACAGGAUCCAGCUGGGAUUGAAAAUUCAGACCAGAGAAGCACAGAUACAUCACCAGAUCCAGCACCUGUUUUAGGAGACACAUUAGGACAUCCUGAGACUGUAAACAUGUUAAAUAAAGAUUUGUUGAAUCCGCAAAUACACACUGAGGGUUUAGAUCUCCAGGGAGAAGAACAGGAAGACAAACGAACCCCUGACCUCCAAAGCCAAACCACAGCAGAGACGCUACAGUGUCAACCGUCAGAACCCACAUGCACACAAAUUGAAACUAAUCUUGAUGAAACACUUGCACAAAGUGAAACACAAGAAGCCAGGAUCAGCCUGCAGUCAUCGUUUAUAUCACUUCAACCGUCUCAGAGUGAACACGUUGUUGAAGAGACAGACCAACAGACCAGCAAUAGAGGAGAAGAAGAGUAUGUGGAGUCAAAGAGAGACCACACCAAAAGCAAAACUGUGACUAUACUAAAAACUGGCACAUCUCUAAAAGAGGACAAACUAUUUGAAGUGUUACAUGAUUUGAAUUCAAACCACACUGACAAUUUGGUUACAGAAGAACCUGAGGAUCAUGUUGUUUUUCCUUGUUGUGAACUGGAGGAAACUGACUUCACACCACUGGAGACAUCUCUGGAAACUCAGGAGGAAGCUACUGACAUGGAGAAAGCUAAGAAAGUGAAGUACAGCUCACAUAAAGACGAAACAAAACAGCCCAGUGACAUUAAGGUAACUGGUGAGGUAGCUGAAUCCAUGACAAAAGUAAUGAUAAGUGAGCAUCAUAGAGAUGGUGACAUGUUUGUGGGGCUCAAAGAUGAAGGCUCUUUGGACAACAUAGAGCAUUGUGAAGCAAGAGCUGCUAUGUCAAAACAAGAUGAAGGCUUCUGUCUGGCAGACGUUACCGAGGCGAAAAACUGGGAAAUGAUGGUCGAAGAGGAGGAAAAUAGCAUUUUAACAAAUGACGAGGAGUAUGAAGGAAUUCAUUCAAAAACAGAGAGCGCUGAAGUAAACGAGAGAGACACUACAGAGGAGAAAAAAGAGGAAUUGUUGGAGGAGAUGAUAGUUGCUGGAGUGAAAGACAACAAUGCUGACAAUACUGUGGGGUUAGAGGACAAAGAGUGGAUUAAAGAAGAAGACAUUGGAGAGACUGUGACUGACUUAGAAUAUGUUCGAGUCACAGAGAUGGAAAAGACAUUUAGAGAGGAAAAACUAGCUGACGUGGAAAGAACAGAGGGACCAAAGAAAGAGAAACAUUUUGCAGAGAUGCCUGAGGUCAAUAUCGAAAGUGCAAAUGUGCAAGAGGAAAAAGAGAUAGAGGGGAAGGAAAAAAUUCCAACACACUUGAUCAUUGAAGGUGAAGCCGGUGUGGAGUGGGAGGGUGAGGUGAAAACAAAGGAGGAAAACAGAGAGGAGGAAGAGGGCCCAGAUUCCCAGGAGGAAAUUCUAGUUGAUCAAGCAGGAGAGGCGGAGAUUGAAGAUGCAGAGUCAAGCAUGGUCAUAAAAGACAGAGAAGAUGAAGUGUUGUGGUCAGAGGAAAGGUCUGACGUUACACAUAACGAGGCUGACGAGGAUUUAUCUGCUCUGGUGAACAAUGCACAGGAGGGUGUCAGUGAGAGAGUAAUCGACAAAGAAAAUACAGGAGAAGGGCAAAAUGCACACAUCCCCACUGAAACCUGUCUUUGCAAGGAGGACGGUUUUCAAAACAACAAGAGUGUCACACAUGACCGAUCAAAAGCUGAGGAGGAAUGCUUCACUGCAGAAGCAGCCAUGUGCAUUUUAACAGAUGACCCUGAAAUCGACCAAACGAGUCACGACAACGCUUCAUCAGAGUCAGACUCAGACGACGAGGUGGAGCUGUACAUGCACUGUCUCAGGGCUGUUCACACAGGAGCACAGGCCCAUAAAGACCGUAACAAAGAUGCAGGUUUUACUGUGAGCAAAAGGCCUUCUAUAAGCAGAAGCAAACUGCUGUCCAUGCCGUCCAUCAGUGAAUCUCUGGAUGAAGAACAACCCCUCAGCCGCCUUCAGGAGAAUCCUGACGACGGGAAGACAGCUGCCUUCGCAGCUCUGUCAGCAUCCGGUGGACAGGAAAGCAUCAACAGAAAUGUUUCGUGGUGGAAAGAUACUUUUUCCUGCAGCAAUAUCUCAAAAACAUUGUUAUACACCACCUUGUUAGUGCUAUUUUUAGUUGUGGCAUACCAUUAUGAUUUUCUUGCCUGUUUUGGCCUCUACUUGAUAUCUGUGGUUUGGCUCUACUGUCAAGGAGAGCGACAACCAGUUAAAAACAACAACAGAAUAGGCUGAAGUAAAUAGAAAAACCUGUUUCAACAGUGAUGAUGUCGGGGUAGAAGAUGUAGAAGGUAGAUUAGUUUUUAUUUCUACAUGCAGUUAUCACAUUUGAUAUUUUCCGUUUUAGUAAUGAUAGAAAACUUAACAAGAUCAUACAACAGUAAAUAAAUAUGGGCAUUCAUUUUGACACAUAUCAGUAUACUUCUGUAUAUUCCCUAUGGGAGGAUGGUAACUCUUUGUUGUCAAGAGUAUGAACCAAUUUUUCUUUAUGCUUUCCUGUAUAUAAAACUUGUCACCUCAGUCAACAGGUUGUGGAACAUUGCUCACACUGAUCAGCUCUGCAGAGCACUAAUGCUUUAUGAGGUGUAAAUAACACUUACCAGUGUGCUGUGUGUAUGUCUGCAACCAUAGUAUUUGUGUAUGGCACAUUUAGUUUUCAUAACAAUAAAAAUAAUAAAUUAUACAACUGAAAAAUAA
Molecule: messenger RNA, 4587 nt
Organism: Stegastes partitus (bicolor damselfish)
Lineage: Eukaryota; Metazoa; Chordata; Actinopteri; Pomacentridae
Gene: ppp1r3ab
Product: protein phosphatase 1, regulatory subunit 3Ab
Exons: 4
Coding region: 1-4125 (1374 amino acids)
Biological process (GO): regulation of glycogen biosynthetic process
Cellular component (GO): protein phosphatase type 1 complex
Molecular function (GO): glycogen binding; protein phosphatase 1 binding
Source: RefSeq, a predicted model, not a curated record